GACCUCGCCAUUCACCAAAUGCCGCUUUCAUGCUGCGAUCGAGCGAAUUGCAACUGAACAACUCUUCCGAAACACAUGCAUGGAGUAGGUGUGGUUCUAUUUCCAACUCCCUGGUUGAAUAUACUUUUAUAUAUACCAGCUGUAUGAUAAACCGGGUUUACCGUUCACUGAGGUUAUCUCUCGGCUAUGAUCAUGAUGAUAAACUAGGCUCACUCGCAGUAUACAGUGCCGGGAUCAUUUUGUGUUUCGUCGUUCUAGAGUUCUGAAGUUCUGGAGUGGCUUCCCAAAGCAUAUAUAGUGUUAGGAGCAGUAUCAGAGUACGACGACCUUAAUUAAUUUUUUUUUGACUCGGUUAUAAUCUGAAGUUUGUACCACCGAAACAUCGUCUUCUCCCGGGUCACAUCCAAGGUUGUAUUCUCGGAGUUUUCGAGCACCAUGGCAGAUGAGAAGAUCAACCCAAGCGCGCGAAAGAAAGUGGAUCUUGAUCGGCAGUCUAUCGUGCUAGAUGGAGAUGAGCGCAUCCACGUCUCCUCUCUUUGUGACUUUGGUAACAAAGAAUAUACCAUCAGCAAGCUCUACGAUGACGUCACAACAUAUUAUGAAGGAUUCUUAAGAGGAGAAAGGGUAUCAAAUGAUGGCCCGUGUCUGGGGUACAGACCAGACGGAGAUUCACCAUACAAAUGGAUGUCAUAUAGUCAGGUCCGCAGGAAAGCCCAUUACUUCGGAUCAGCCUUGGUGGAAAAGGGGUUCACCGCUACAAAUGAUUCAAUGAUCGGAAUAUUCAGUCAAAAUCGACCUGAGUGGGUGAUUUCUGACCUCGGAUGCAUGGCUUUUAGUAUGGUUACCGUACCACUCUACAGCACACUAGGACCGAAAGGAUACGAGUACAUUAUCAAUCUCACUGAUAUCAAACUGAUUGUGGUGGAUGAUAUGGAGAAAGCUUCGAGCUUGCUGAGUCAAAUCGACAAGCUGCCUACAUUGAAGCAUAUCGUCAUCAUGGAUUCACCAAUCAGCGACGAGGUCAACGACCAGGCGAGAAAAGCAAACAUAGCCGUGGUUACUUUUGAUGAGAUGCUGACACUGGGAGAAAACAACCCUCACGAUCCACAGCCUUGUAAACCAGAUGAUUUGGCCCUCAUUCGAUUCACAAGCGGAACCACAGGUGUUCCAAAGGGAGCCAUGACAACACACAAGGGUAUAGUUGCAAAUGUUUCCGCCAUUUAUUCCUCGAUUAUUCGUUUCCACUCGUGUGCACCUGGAUCUGUGUCAAUAUCAUACCUUCCUCUGGCUCACGCGUAUGAACAUACACUCGACGGGAUGCUGUUUCUACACGGUUGUUCAAUAGGGUUCUUCCGUGGUGAUGUGAAAACAUUAGUCAAUGAUAUGCAGGUCUUGAAACCCGAUAUCUUUCCAAGUGUUCCUCGUCUGGCAAACAAGCUGUAUGAUAAGAUCAUGGGUGGAGUCAAUUCGUCAUCUUUCAUCAAACGAAGUCUCUUUAACCUAGCUUACCGAUUGAAAUUGGGAGAUGCGAUGAGAGGAAUCUUCAGAAGAGAUACAUGGUGUGACUAUCUUGUCUUCAGUAAGGUUCAGGCAUUGCUUGGAGGCAACGUCACGUGGAUGAUCACCGGAAGUGCACCCAUUGCCCCGGAAGCACUCGAGUUUUUCCGGGUUGUCUUUGGUGUUCAAAUAUGUGAAGCCUACGGGCAGACAGAGUGUGUCGCAGGAGCUGCUUGUACUGUUCCCGGUGAGACUGUUGCAGGUCACGUUGGUUGUCCUAUUCCCUGUAACAUGAUGAAGGUUGUUGAUGUCCCAGAGAUGGGCUAUUAUGCUGCCAAUGACAAAGGAGAAGUUUGCGUCAAAGGUCCGAACGUCUUUAAAGGAUACUACAAGAAUAAGGAGAAAACGGACGAGGCACUCGAUGCUGAUGGCUGGCUUCAUACAGGGGAUAUUGGACAGUGGCUGCCGAACGGAACGCUCAAGAUCAUUGACCGUAAGAAGCACAUCUACAAGCUUGCACAGGGAGAGUAUGUUGCCCCAGAGAAGAUUGAGACAGUCAUUACCAGGAGUGGCCUGAUAGCACAGGCAUUUGUCUAUGGGGAGAGUCUGAAGUCUUCAAAUGUGGCUAUCAUCGUACCGGACGAGGAUCAAAUACAGAAGUACGCCGAUGCAAACCACAUCAGUGGCUCCAUCGAAGAUCUAUGCAAAAACCAGAAAAUACGAGAUGCUAUCAGAACUGAACUUUCAAACGUUAGCAAUGCAGGAAACUUGUGUGGAUUCGAGAAGGUGAGAGAAUUUUCCCUACAGCCUGAACAAUUCAGCAUCGAAAACGGUCUCCUGACUCCCACCAUGAAGAACAAACGGGUUGCCAUCAAAGAGAGAUACCAGGCAGAAAUCGAUGACAUGUAUUCCAGAGUACAGUAGUCUUUCUUAUUAUGACGUCAUCACGAUGGUGCUGAUCCGGUGUAAUGUAACACGACUUAAUAGCAGUGUAUUCCAAACAGCUUAGAACGAACACCUUGACUGUAUAUUCAGGAAAACGUGUUUUGGUACAUGGAUGCUGGUAAUGGGGUAUCUCAGAGAAACUGAACACAAGACCUUUGGCUUUGUGUUAAUCAAUAAAAGGAUCGAGUGUCAUAUUUGCUACUUCUUGGUUUUAGCAUUAAAGGACAAGUCCACCCCAAUAAAAACUUGAUUUGAAUAAAAAGAGAAAAAUUAAACAAGCACUGAAAAUUU
Lytechinus variegatus (green sea urchin) is the source of this 2733-nucleotide messenger RNA. RefSeq names its product long-chain-fatty-acid--CoA ligase 1-like. The record is from RefSeq and is a predicted model, not a curated record. The transcript has 19 exons. The coding region runs from base 436 to 2421 and encodes 661 amino acids. Gene Ontology annotation, molecular function: long-chain fatty acid-CoA ligase activity. NCBI's taxonomy places the organism in Eukaryota, Metazoa, Echinodermata, Echinoidea, Temnopleuroida, Toxopneustidae. Gene Ontology annotation, cellular component: endoplasmic reticulum; membrane. Gene Ontology annotation, biological process: long-chain fatty acid metabolic process.